Molecule: messenger RNA, 4497 nt
Organism: Rhopilema esculentum
Lineage: Eukaryota; Metazoa; Cnidaria; Scyphozoa; Rhizostomeae; Rhizostomatidae
Product: TBC1 domain family member 19
Source: RefSeq, a predicted model, not a curated record
CAUAAAUUCAAAGCAGUAUGCUGAGUUUGUUGUAGCAACAUGGCGGACAGAUGCAGGUGGAACCUAACACUAAUUUAAAUCGAUCUGAGCAUUUAUCUCAAUGUAUGCAUUGAUGAUGUAAGGAUGGAGGACUCUGUUUUACUCAUGCAACGCUUGCACGAAUACAUUCGAGAUUCUGGAUUGUAUUUCCAGCUAAAAAAAGCAGCACAGGAUGAGCUGACCAAGUCAGCAAGCUCUUCAGAUAUGAAAAAGGAUCUUAUAAAAGUUUUGAAAAAUUCAGGAUAUGAUGUCAAAUUGCAGAAUGAAGUAUUCAGAUUCCAAACACACCCGGCAAAUCUCAAGAAGUGUUCUGCUGAAGGAAACUGUGAAAAAGAUCCAUUGGAUUAUAUGAGGAAAGCACAGACCUCAUGGGAAAAAUGUAUUACAAAAAGCAUUAAUAGCAUGUGUACAGAAUUAGUGCUUCCUCUUGCAAGAAAGAGAUCAGUGAAGGACCAAGAAACAUUUGCAACUGAAUUCAAUGCUCUCAGAAUAGGCUCACACUAUGACGAAGAAGGUUCGAAAAAACUUCGCCCUGUAUAUUCAUCAGCAGACUUUUUCGAGGCUCUUAUCACAGUGAAAAAUGCAAACUACACGCCAAUAAAUAAAUCGGGGAAUAACCUGGAGCAAUGGCGGCUCAUCAAACCCUCAAUUAGUGUAAAAGACAUUCACGAAUUGAGAAAAUUAUUUUUGCAACUUGAUAGACAGUACCCUCAGUGUGGAAUUGAUGACGUAACAAGCAGUAGCACAGAAAGCUUUCUUCACGAAUGGCAAAAAUUAGGAGCAAAAGUUGUAAGGAAAGGACAUAGCGCUGCUGCAAGGCAAUAUGCAAAACAGGGCUGCCCAACUGGUUUAAGAAAAAAGAUUUGGAUGUGCAUUCUUGGGAUGGAAAUGGAAAACUUGGACAUGUUGUACUACGAGCAGUUGAAGAACUUUGUAUUCGAAUACGAUUUGCUCGUUGACAAGCUAAUUAUGAAAGAUGUUAGGCUAACAACUACAAAUGACGAUUCUUUUUUCGUAUUUGAAGACAUCAUUUAUCAAGUUUUGCUGAUAUUCAGCCGUGAUACAUGGCUGCUUGAACGUUGUAACUACAUCAACUCGUCUCCGCCCAAGUCAUACGUAAGAGGAAAUUUUGGCAUUCCUGAACUUCAAGUAAACUAUCCUCCAAGUGGUGUCAUUCCAUUCCACGGGUUUGCUAUGUAUGCUGCACCAUUAUGCUACAUCUAUGAAGACCCAAUGACAUUAUAUUAUGUUUUCAGAGAGCUGUACUUCAGGUAUUUCUGCCGGUUACACGUUAUCUCUUCAGACAGUCAGGGAGUACUAGCUUUAUGCUCAUUGUUUGAGAAUCUGCUCCAGUCUCACGAACCAUGGCUGUUUAAGCAUAUAUUGGAUAUUGGUGGCCAGCCGCUGCGGAUAGUCUUCAACUGGAUAAUGUUUGCUUUCUCUGGAUACCUAGCAACUGACCAGACACUGCAACUGUGGGACAGAAUCUUUGGAUUCGAUUCGUUAGAGUUAUUGCCAGUUCUGGCUGUGGCUAUUCUGUCCUAUCGACGCGAAAACCUGUUGGCUGCUGAUACAGUGCAGUCAUUAGAGGCCGUUUUAGCUGAUCUGAGCACCAUAAAAGUGAUUCCACUCAUUGUGUCUUUCCUUGCUGGCAAGAAAGUUUAGCCGCUACAUACAUUUUGGAGAAGAAAGAAAAUCUUACAUUGAAGUUCAAGAAAUUCUUUAUCCAUUAGAAUUUAUAUAGAUAUUGGAAUAUCUGGUGGCAUGUGUGGAUCAGUAAGGAUUUUAGAAAGUACACUCGUGUUUUUUAUAAGAAACCGGCUAUAAAAAACCGAGCCUUAAUGCAACAGCGAUCAGUGUGAUCUGACCAAACGGUUUCAACAUUUGACUUAACAUUCUACUGGACAUUUUCAACAUUUGACUGAACAUUGUUGAGAAGGGUAGCCAAACGGUCGCAAAACUGUUCCUUCAAGCUAAUGUCAAGUGAUCAUUUUUGACCAAAAUCAAAAUUCCUGAACACUUUUCAACAAAAGUUCAGUGACUGAACAGGGCAGCCAAACGGUCUCAACAUUUACUGAACAUGAAUGUUGGAAACUGUUCAGUAAAUUUUCAGAGUUUAUUUCAAAAAGUAUAUAUAUAGCGCAAAAGUGACAAUUGUUUUGCUUUGUGAGAAAGCUAAAAUGAAUUAAAAAUUCAAGUCUUGAUGAAGCUUGGGCAUUGUUCUUAAAUCAUUCUUAAAUUUUAUCGAUUUUGAUUAAUAUCGAUUAAUCGAUUAAUAUUCUUAAAGAAUUCAGCCUUGUAAAAGGGUGUGUAGAUAAAUUGAAUGUAGAGCUCUUUUUCGCAGCAAAUGGAUCGCCGAUCACAUUACAGAUAGAGAGGGGGCUAAAAGCUCAACACGUUAAAAGCCAAGGGCAAAAUGUGUCAUUACAUAGUUUCACGUGCGAAAUGAAUAUAUACAUCACUUUUUCUUCUUUAAAAAUUUAGCAAAUUGAUGUAUAUUAGUGGUGUCGUUAGUUUAUAUCCAUUAUUUUGUUUUCUCCAUUCACUCCGAUAUAGUUUUUCUCUUCUAUCAUCAUCAUUGUCAUCAUCAUAACACAAUUUGCUUCUUUCCGUCUCUUUCCGUCUCUUUCCGACUCUUUCCGACUCUUUCCGACUCUUUCCGACUCUUUCCGACUCUUUCCGACUCUUUCCGACUCAGUUCUAUGACUAAUUUUUAUUAUAUCUUUCAGCUCUACUUACGUCAUACCCUCGUUCUCAUUCCUUUUCGGUAUCUAAUUUUAAUCAUGAUUUGGUUGUUUUCUUACAUUUAUCUCGCCGCUCAAGCUUAUUUCUUGUUAGUCCCUUUUUCUGUUUUCCCUAGAUAUUGUUGGUUAAUUUCUCAAUGUGAUUCCGCUUAGUUUUUACUUAAACAGAAAAUUGUAAUUAGAAUUUCACUUGAGCAAUGUUUAUUGAUGAAUUUAUGAAAACGUUGAUAUGAAUUUUGUCCUUUUUUUAAAGCGCUCCAACCUAACUGCCGUCACAAGCUAAAAUGAAUUCAUUCCGUCUAUUAUACUAUACCACAAGUCAGUUGAAUACCAUUAUAGCACUUAAUCUGUCUUUAAAUCGGGAAAACUUCAACCUAACUCCCGAUGCCCAAUGCUUCUAACUUUUAUUUUCGUCGUUGCAAUUUUUAUACAAUUGUCCUAGUUUCUUUAUACUUCUACCCCAAUCAGGCCAACCUUCUUUAUCAGGCCACAAUGUUGUUGUUUGUACGCUACUCCAUCUACUUAAAGUAAACAAAUCGAAUCAUACUGUCGUGAGUCAUGUAAAUAUCAAAUUUUUCAAGGUACGGAAAUAUCCUUAUAGUUGAAAAAUCCUCAAACACGGAGUAAAAACCUCACUCAGGCACCGCGCAGCCUUUCGGCUAGUAGGGGCCAUAGCCCCCCACCCCCACUUUUUUGCAAUAAUAGGUUGGAAAUUUUAAGAAAGUUUACUCUAACGCAACUUUGGAUGGUUUACUCUAAUGGAUCUCAAGUAGUAGCAGUUCGUUUUCACUAUGUACCCUAUUUUGUUUUCUUUUUCUUGGUGUUGAAUCUUGUUAAAUCAAUUUUAUAGUAAUUGAUAUCUUCUCUGAAUUGGACAGUUCAUAAACUAUAAUUAAAAAGAAGCAAAUAUUUUCUAAAAGGGCAUUUUCCGGCUUUCCAAAGGGCGUGGCCUAAAAAAUUAUCGGUCACCCACAUUUAGAAUGGUGAGCGGCGCCUGACCACACUAGAAAGAAUCAGAACGAUGGAGAGCUGCAUUUUACACACAAAUUUAUCUAACAUAAACUAACAACGAAAAUAAUUUCAUUGUCAACAGAAAACCUUAAACUCAAAGAUCGACAAUGACGUAAUUUGAUCAUCGUUAAAAACACCAGAAAUAAUCUAUAUAAAGAGUUAACACAACGAGAGAUAGAAAAAAAGGUUGGCAAUCAAUACAACAAGUUUAUCAAUUAUUUAAUAAGAGGAAAAUGAAUAUGAGAAAGCUCUUAACAUGGAAAGGAACUUUGCGCUUGCCCGUCCUAGGAUACAUUUAAGAGCACGUUUGAACAAAGAAACGAAGGAAACUCCAACAAAAAAGUGAAAUUGAUGGUAUAAUGAUGAAGGAUGUAGAUCUAGAAGAUCAAUUCGAAUCAAAACCUAGAGUUUGUGGCAGUUUCAAAAUAAAACCACUCACAUUUAAGGCAGAAGAAGCGAUUGCUUUUACGAAGUUAAGAUGGAAACGAGAAUUUGAAAAAGCAACCCAAGAUGAUGAAAAAAUGAAGAGGAAGUAAAAAAACAUCAGUUUUAUAAUUUAGAAGGAAAUAGAUUCGAUUUUUCACGAAUAAGACCGACUGACCUACCAUAUGCCUUCUCAUGCAUAUGAAGAGAUCAAAAGAUAUCUAGAUGAAAGAUAUCUACACUUAUUGCCAUAUCAAGAAUUUUAAAAUCUGCUUAUGAU